Hyalella azteca is the source of this 3814-nucleotide messenger RNA. RefSeq names its product carnitine O-palmitoyltransferase 2, mitochondrial (gene CPT2). The record is from RefSeq and is a predicted model, not a curated record. Gene Ontology annotation, molecular function: carnitine O-palmitoyltransferase activity. The transcript is spliced from 14 exons. NCBI's taxonomy places the organism in Eukaryota, Metazoa, Arthropoda, Malacostraca, Amphipoda, Hyalellidae. Gene Ontology annotation, cellular component: mitochondrion. Gene Ontology annotation, biological process: fatty acid beta-oxidation. The coding region runs from base 87 to 2099 and encodes 670 amino acids.
GAUAUAGAUUACAAAUAAUGUUAUGUGAAUCAAUUAAAAGAAUUUAUAUAAUAAUCUGAUAUAUACCGGUAAUUGGUUGCUAAGACAUGACAAUGGCUCUGCGUAUUUCUAUAUUUCCUUUCAACAGGCACCAGAUAUGGCUGGCUAAUUAUUCUGCCUAUGGGAGAAAUUUGUCUACUUCUGCUAGCAAGGCAAUAAGCUCCAUCAAUGACUUCACAUCUGAUGAGUAUCAGUUUCUGCACAAAUCGUCUCUGCCAUCAAUGUACUACCAGAAGUCUCUCCUUCGACUCCCAAUACCAGACCUGGAGAAGACCUGCUCGCGUUACCUACUCUCCCAGCAAGCGCUGCUCAGCAAAGAUGAGUAUCGUGUCACUGAAGCUGCCGUUGCAGACUUCAGGACAGUUACCGGCCCACCUCUGCAGGCAAAGCUCAAAGCCUGGGACAAGAACAACAAGCACACAAACUACGUGUCGGAACCGUGGUUCGAUAUGUACCUCAAAGACAGAGCAUCAGUUGUUCUCAAUUACAACCCCUUCCUGGCCUUCAAGUUCCCCGAGCCCCCCAUGAACGACCCUCUUCUCAGGGCUACUAAUAUGCUUGUCUCAAGCGCCAGGUUUCUGCGCACGUUCCGUGCAGGGUUGCUGGAGCCUGAAGUGUACCACCUCGAUCCUGCCAAGAGCAACACGCCCUUCUACAGACGUGCGGUCGGCCUGGCUCCUCAGAUGCUCGCUUCCUUCGUCUCCUAUGCCUUCAAGGCGUUCCCGCUGGACAUGUCGCAGUACAGCCGCCUCCUCAACAGCACCCGAGUGCCGCAGGUCGGCCGCGACGUCCUCAGCAGCGACGACACAGCCCGCCACGUGCUCGUCAUGCGCAACGGCAACUUCUACGUCUUUGAUAUCCUCGACGAAAACGGAGCCAUCUACCCACCAGCCCACCUACAUGCGUGCAUGGCCCACAUCGCUGCUGACACCACACCACGCCCCGCCCACCCACUCGGCUACCUCACCUCAGAGAACCGCGACACCUGGGCCAAGGUGCGGCAGGAGCUGGUGGCUGCAGGCAACGCUGAGUCUCUUGCAGCAGUUGACCACGCGGCGUUCAACCUCGUGCUGGACGGGCAGGUGGUGGGACAAGACCCUGAGCUCUGCUACAGGACCUUCCUGUACGGCGACGGCGGCAACAGGUGGUUCGACAAGUCGUUCUCGCUGAUCCUGAGCGCAGACGGCAUCGCUGCGCUUAACUUCGAGCACUCUUGGGGCGACGGGGUGGCGGUGAUGCGCUACUUCAACGAGGUGUCUGAGGACGUCGAGAAGCACUGCUUCGUGGGGCCAGACUCGCCCCCCGCGCCCCUGGACCCGUCUAAGCACGUCAAAAUCCUCGAGUGGCGUGUCCCAGACAGCGUGGCGGCGGCGGUGGAGGCGGCCCGUCGCUCGUACGAGGCGGCCACCAGCGCCCUGGCGGUACACGUGCUCGAGGCGCCCUGCGUCAGCAAGCGGCUCUGCAAACACCACCGCGUGUCCCCCGACGCCGUCGCGCAGCUCGGGCUCCAGGUGGCGUACCGCAUGCUGUACGGCGGCACGGCUGCUACCUACGAGUCGUGCAGCACGUCGGCCUUCAAGCACGGCAGGACCGAGACCGUGCGGCCGGCGACCCUGCAGACGAAGGCGUUCAGUGAAGCCGUGUGUGAGGGCGACACUCGAGACGUCGCGAAGCUCAAGGCCUUGGUGAACGAGUGCAGCAAAGUCCACAACCAGCUCACCAAGGAGGCCGCCAUGGGGCAAGGCUUCGACCGUCACCUGUUCGGCCUGCGGAACCUGGCGCUGCAGGCGGGGGGCGAACUGCCCGCCCUGUACCGCGACCCCGCCUACGCUAAGAUCAACCACAACGUCAUCUCCACCUCGACGCUGCCCUCCAACAACAUCUCCUUCGGGGGCUUUGCUCCUGUCGUCAAGGACGGCUUUGGCGUCGGCUACCAAAUGCAGGAGGAGAUGGUGGGCGUGGUGAUGUCGUCGUACCCACCGCACAGGGACGGCGCCGCCUUCAUCGACUGCCUCGGCAAAGCCUACGGCAUCAUCGGCGACGUGCUUACUGCCGCGUGAUGGCGGCCGUCCUAGCAGCAGUUGUGUAGUCAAGUAUAAUAGGUGCUAUUGUGUGGUCAUGUAUAAUAAAAUAGGUGCUGUUGUGUGGUCAUGUAUAGCCGGCGUUGUGUGCCUUCCAUUGUGCCACCUAGGAUGUUGACGCCAGUCAUUUGUAAAUUAUUAGCUUUAGGUUUUGUGGACCAGACCUCUAAUUUGUGCAUGUGUUUGCUAAACAUUUCAUUUGCGUCCAAAUCCUUACGCUUUGAGCCAACAAGACUAACUGUAACUAAUUAUCGGAAAAAUUCCUGUAUCAUUUACUAACAUUUUGUCAUGAAAUAUUUGCAAAAUUCAAUGCAAAAUACUUUUAAUUUAGCCAAAUAAAUGAAUUGCCUGUAUGUGGAGAAUUUUUUAUGAAUAUAUAUUUUGCUAGUAACUAUGGUGUGUCAACUGUUCGUAGGAUCAUUGGCUCGUUGAUGAAUAUUACAGCAUCGAUGUCUAUAUUAUGGAAAAUAGUUGAUUCGCAUCGAAAUACUUUUAUUUCGGUAGCUAGCGACAUUUAUUUUUCUACGAAUAUCAAAUAUUCUGGUAUAUUUUCCUUUCUAAUUUGCGCUGCCUGUGGGAUCUCCAAUGCUGCACUGCCUGUCGAAUUAACAGACGUUAACUUACGUUUUUCCUGUACAAGGAAUGUCAACAUUCGCCAAGAAUUGUUUACUCCUUGGAUGGUAUGGUAUAAUGACUGAGUUAGUCAUUUUCUUCCUAAAACGAAAUUAAAUUGAACAUUGGCCGCGUUUCUAGUCUCCUGUAUAUUGCUUAAUUAUUUCCAUACUGCCGUGAGUUCCGACCUUCGCGAGCUCAAAUAACUCCUCGUUUAUGUCCCGCGCAGUCGCCGCUGUCAAUAUUGCAAUUGCACUUCAGCUUCAAUGCUGCUUUAAUAUUUAUUGCAAUAAAUAAGUUUAACGUUUAAAGAUAUUGGUAGGCUGCUGAGAACAGGUAAGUAACGUGUGGCAACACCGGAAAAUAGUUAUCGAAUUUAUCACUCAACAAUCUAAAAGAUAUUAAAAUUUAGCAUGACUACGAGUGUGUUCUCGUACCACGGGCUAGGAAGUUGGGUUUACUUGUAAUUUUAUCAACAAGACUUAUUUAAUUUAUAUGAUAACUUCAAGACACUUCUUUUUUCAUAAGUAUGCCGUAUGUUUUGCCUACAGCCCUGGCAUACACUAAAUGAAGUACAAACCCAAACUCUGUUUGAGCAUCGCCCCAGAGCGCUGUUAUUUAUUCUGAAACGUAUUGAUUUGAUAACGGCUUGAUCAAUUUCCAUGGAUUUACUAUUUAUACGCAACUAUUACGUAUAUUAUUUACAAUUGUCUACCGUCUAUAGGUUUACCGGUAAUUCAAGCUGCUGAGUGGUGAGCGAGUGCUCAUUUGAGAAGAAGUAGGUAGAGAUGUGAUGAGGGAAGGUCCUCAAAUAUCCAAGUGUUCAGAGAAUGGAUGAGUCGCAGAGCCUCCAACUCAAUGGGCAACACGCGGCAACAACAGCGCGCUUGUGUACAUUAUCAUCUCAGGGGUUCAGCUCUGUCUCUGCAUUGUGUAAUAAGUUGGAAGUUCGUUGCACUCUUCUCAACUAAACCUGAUUUGAAUUUAUUCAUCGAGAACGAGGAUAUAUUGCGGGAAUGAAAAGUGCGUUUUUGCUUGAACUAUGUGAUCGUUAUGCAGUGGAAUAAAUUGUUUGGGAUAAA